AUGAUUGGUCGUGUUCUCUGUGCUCUAUUGAUUAUAGCUGUCUCUAUGACAACGCUAUGUCAAGGUGCCCGAAUUGUGAUCUCAGCAACUCCAACAACUAUCUCCUCCGGAGUGACUCCCACAUUUACUGUCCGUUGUGCUCUAGAGAACAGUGAAGGAUCAACUGUCAGCCGUGUGUCUACCAUCGUCAUUAGGAAAGUGGAAGGCCCAAUCCAGAGAGAUGUGGCCAGGAUUGCCUACGGGGAAUCACCGGUAGUCGGAUCUUGGGCACUGGGCGCCACGGUGACAGGGGAAGUCCCUGAUAGUUAUGGCUUCCUACAGGCCACCUGGUCAUCUCCUGGUCAUCUACAGGCUGGCGGUUACAACUGUGAAAUCGUGGCAGUAGAGAAAGACGGAACCAACAUCAAGUUCAAGUCUAACAUCCAAGUUGACAGCACUGGGCAAAGUGUUGAUGACCUGGCCAAACUAAUUGCCCAAUUUAAAGAUGAAAUUGACACUUUGAAGAAUACUGUUAAUGACUUGAAAACUAGCAAGUCUGAAUGCCAAAAUGAAAUUGACACUUUGAAAAAUACUGUUAAUGAUUUAAAAUCUAGCAAGUCUCAAUGCCAAAGUGAAAUUGACACUUUAAAGAGAUCCGUUCAGAGUUUGAACACGAACGUCGCCAAUAUUAUCCCGCCCCAUUACGAACAGGGCUCUGUGACUUGUCACAAUUCGGACUCGUGGGGAGCGUUAAUGAAAGAAAGAGAAACAGUCAAAGAAGUUCGCUUCUCAACUGCCUACCCUAAGGCCCCACAGGUGGACUACUCCGUGAUCAGGCUGGACGUGGAACAAACAAAGAAUCUCAGGUACUUUAUCAGUGUCAAAGACCUCACGACCACCGGCUUCAAGAUUGUCUGUGGCACCUGGUGGGACUCGAAGAUUUAUAAUGUUGUCGUCCGCUGGACCAGCAACGUGGCAUAA
Candidula unifasciata is the source of this 960-nucleotide messenger RNA. The record is from the annotation of a GenBank genome assembly. NCBI's taxonomy places the organism in Eukaryota, Metazoa, Mollusca, Gastropoda, Stylommatophora, Geomitridae.